Messenger RNA from Aureobasidium pullulans EXF-150, 3963 nucleotides. Its product is annotated as P-loop containing nucleoside triphosphate hydrolase protein. The transcript has a single exon. Gene Ontology annotation, biological process: maturation of SSU-rRNA from tricistronic rRNA transcript (SSU-rRNA, 5.8S rRNA, LSU-rRNA). Gene Ontology annotation, molecular function: RNA binding; ATP binding. Bases 53 to 3865 code for a protein of 1270 amino acids. The record is from RefSeq and is a predicted model, not a curated record. Gene Ontology annotation, cellular component: nucleolus; intracellular anatomical structure. Lineage: Eukaryota; Fungi; Ascomycota; Dothideomycetes; Dothideales; Saccotheciaceae.
GCGAGUCCAUCUUUCCCUCCCUCCUUCAUACCUCUCGGCGCAAACGACAAUCAUGCCGCCCAAAUUCGUGCCCCGCGAUCGCAAAAAGGGCAGAAUCGCAAAAGCAAAAGCAAAGAACUCGCACUCCCACGAUGAAGUCGCCGACGCGAACGCCGCCGAAAUCCUCCCUCCUACUCCCUCGGAAAAAGAAGCACGCAAAGCACAAUUACAAGCGGAGAUCCGCGCGCAAAACAGCACUUCUGUAAUCAGCGGCAAGAAAAAGAAGAGAUUGGACAAGUACAUCGACAACAAGCUCAAGAAAGAGGAGAACUUGGCCUUGAUCAAGAAACUCGCGGCGCAAAAGGUCGAUACGAGUUUGUUGCUCAGUUCGAAGAAACUUGGAAGAGGUGGAGAAUCUGCGAGGGAGAGACUGGAGAGGGCUUUGGCCGAGAAAGAGCAGGGUAUUAAUGUUGCGGCGAAUGAUGCCAUUUUGUUCGAGAAGAGGAAGAGACCGGCGCUUGAGCUUGAAAGCGAGUCUGAAGAUGACCAGAUUUCAACACCGCAAACAAAGGCAUCGAAGUCUGCUGCUGCGAAGGCGUCGACCUCCGCUUCCGCUCCUGCACCCGCGCCGGCAGCAGGUAAGGGUGGACUGUUUGCUGCUGGACAGGGCUUGUUCGGCAGUGGUUUGAAGAGGCCGCUCGAGACAGACGAGGAGGGAAAGCCAGUCAUCAAGAGCAGGAAACGUACAAAGGUUAUCAACAAGUCUGCUCCGGUAGUCGCCCAAGAGCCCGAGUGGACUGGCUUCUCCGGGGACGAGGACGAAGAGGAUGAUGAUGAUGAAGAGGACAAUGAAGAGAGCUCAGAGGAGGACAUCGAGGACGGCGAGGAAGAUUCAGACGAGGAAGAUGAGGAAGACGACGACGAGGAUGAAGAGGAAUCAGACGAAGAUUCAGAAGAAGAGUCGGAUUCGGAUGAAGACAUGGAAGAUGCAGAGGCCGUGAAGGAAGCCAAAAAGGCUCGCUCAUCCGCCUUCAAGAUGUGGGCGACCGAGCAACGGAACAAUGCGAUAGGUUUCGUCCCGUCGAGCAACCUCGAAGCCGUAAAUUCGACGGACGUCAAACAACCCACAAAUUUCGUCCCCCGCGCUCCUUCACCAGAAAAUCUCCCUCCCGAACUCGCCAUUUCCGCCACUACCGCCUCGGACAAUCGUCCAGCAGUCAGUCUCGUCAUCCCUCGUACACCUGAGAUCCAAGAAGCAAGAUUGAAGCUGCCAGUCGUGCAAGAAGAGCAGAAGAUCAUGGAAGCCGUCCACAAUAACAACGUUCUCGUCGUCUGGGGUGCCACUGGUUCCGGUAAAACAACUCAAGUACCCCAGAUGAUGUUUGAAAGUGGUUACGGCAGCAAGAUUGGUCAAGCGGAAGGGGAAGGCAAGGCCAAGGGCAUGAUUGGUGUCACCCAACCUCGUCGUGUUGCUGCUGUCAGUGUGUCUGAGCGUGUAGGCACUGAAUUGUGCGGCAUGAAGGAUCGCGUUGGCUACCAGAUUCGUUUCGAUACGACCGUCUCGAAAGACACUGCUAUCAAGUUUAUGACUGAUGGUAUUCUUCUGAGAGAGAUUGCCAACGAUUUCAUCUUGUCCAGGUACUCUGCAAUUGUCAUCGAUGAAGCUCACGAACGCUCAGUCAACACUGAUAUUCUGAUCGGUAUGAUGAGCAGAAUUGUCGAUCUUCGUGCUCAGAUGGCAAAGGAGGAGCCUGAAAAGUACUAUCCUCUGAAGCUCGUGAUUAUGAGUGCCACUCUCCGCAUCACCGAUUUCACAGAGAACACUCGCCUGUUCAGAAAUGGUCCUCCUCCGAUCGUGAAGGCAGAGGGAAGACAAUACCCUGUUACUGAUCACUUUUCCCGCAAGACGACACACGACUACGUUGAAGACAUGUUCGGCAAGAUCACCAGAGGUCACAAGAAGCUUCCUCCUGGUGGCAUGCUCUGUUUCCUUACUGGUCAACAAGAGAUUAUCCAGCUCGCCAAGAAGUUGCGUACAGCUUUCCCUGCCGAUACUGGUAGCCAAGCCAAGCAACCUAGGGUGCAUGUCUCUGCUGCGGAUGCGCCUCUGGAGAUUGAUGACAUGGAUGCAGACGCUCAACCUGCAUCUAGAAGGGACGAGGAUGAUGAUUCAGAUGACUCAGACAUUGAGAUCAGAGGCCUAGAUGAAGAAGAAGACGACAAGGAGUUCGAAAUCGAGGGCGAGGAGCAACCUGUUGAAUCUCUCAGAGUCCAUGUCCUGCCUCUUUACUCGCAACUGCCUACCAAGCAACAACUGAAGGUCUUCGAACAACCACCGGAAGGUUCGAGACUGAUUGUUCUCGCCACCAACGUUGCCGAAACGUCUCUCACAAUUCCCGGCGUUCGCUACGUGUUCGAUUGUGGUCGCUCAAAGGAGAAGAAAUACGAGGCUUCAACUGGUGUCCAGACAUUCGAGAUUGACUUCAUCAGCAAAGCUAGUGCAGCACAAAGAGCCGGUCGUGCUGGUCGUACUGGCCCAGGUCACUGCUACCGCCUCUACUCAUCUGCUGUCUACGAGCGCGAUUUCGAAGAGUAUGCCAUACCUGAGAUCCUGCGCUCGCCUAUCGAAGGUGUCGUGCUAUCCCUCAAGAGCAUGGACAUCCAAACGAUAGUCAACUUCCCCUUCCCUACACCGCCCGACCGAAAAGCAUUGGCAAAGGCCGAGAAACUCCUCACCUUCCUCGGCGCCAUCGAUGCGCAUGGUAAAAUCACAGAGACAGGAAAGGAGUUGUCUGCAUACCCGCUCUCACCGAGAUACGCAAGGAUGUUGCUACUGGGUAGACGUUACAAUCUAUCUGCUCACACAAUAGCUCUGGUAGCGGCCCUAGCAGUUCCUGAACUCUUCAUUCCCCAAACACAAUACAACCUCGAAAACGCACCCGAUGAAGCAGAGUCAGAUGACGAGAACGACACCGCCAGAGAACGUUUUGCAAAACGCCAGAUUCGCUCAGAAGCCGACAACAUUGCCGCCUCGGCAGCAGAAGUCAAGCGAAGAGCAUAUGGCAAAGCACACGCUACACUAUCACGUUGGGACGAUCGCAGUGAUGCAUUGAAGUUGCUGACAGCAAUGGCCGCCUACUCUGCUUCCUCGUCACCGGCAUCUUUCUGUUCCGACUACUUCCUCCGUGAAAAGGCCAUGAAAGAAGCCGGGCAGUUGAAGCAACAACUCACAGCCAUCGUCCGCAGUCACUCCCGCACAGGCACCGAAGACCCAACACUCAAUCAAAAGACCCUCCCACCACCCACAGACAAGCAAAGAGCCAUCCUCAAACAAUUCGUCGCAGCCGGUUUCAUCGACCAAGUCGCCGUCCGCGCCGACAUAAUCGGUAUCGCCCUCUCCCGCAACCCGCGCCGCGCAAUCGAAGUACCGUAUCGAACCCUCUUCGCCUCCAGCACAGGCGACGUCGCAGGCACAGACCCAGAAGCCAGAGCUGCGGCAAAAUUAUCCUAUGUUCACCCGUCCUCUGUGUUGGCCAGGUUGACCGUACCGGAGAUGCCGGAUUAUAUCAUCUACUCCCAUCUCUCGCGUCAAGCGCCGUCGCCGCCAUUCACCGAUCUCCCCAAAACAAGACUUCACCCCUUGACCACCGUUACCGCCAAGCAACUCGCCAAUCUUGCCGAGGGCACGCCAUUACUAGAGGUCGGCAAACCUGUGGGCAAAAUUGAACAAUUGCCUAGAGGUGCAGACGGUAGAGAGAGAAGGGAAGUCUGGGUCGGACUCAGUCUGAGAGGUGAAAAGGAAGGAACGCCUUGGCCUGUCGGUGCUAGAAAGGUCGUGCAGAAGAGAGUGGGAGGUGCUUGGGAGAUUGAGAAGGUGGUUGGUUAGUCGCCCGCAAUGCAUGUAUAUAGAUGAAGCGUAUUUUGAAGCGUAGAUUUGAGCUCUCGAUGUAAAAAUUGAGGAAUUAUGAAUAGCAUUGUGCGGUU